This is a messenger RNA of Argiope bruennichi, 1330 nucleotides long. RefSeq names its product B9 domain-containing protein 1-like (gene B9d1). The record is from RefSeq and is a predicted model, not a curated record. The coding region runs from base 185 to 739 and encodes 184 amino acids. The transcript is spliced from 6 exons. Gene Ontology annotation, biological process: cilium assembly. Lineage: Eukaryota; Metazoa; Arthropoda; Arachnida; Araneae; Araneidae. Gene Ontology annotation, cellular component: MKS complex.
UUUAAAUGUUAAGGGAUGAAGAUCUUUGUUGUUUGUAAACCAGAAGGGUUUUCUUCGAGUCUCAGUACUUAAAAUUUGAAUAGUAAUUUGUAUAUGCUUUAAUCAUCCUUUUUUUAAAAUCCAAUCAGUUAUCACAUUAGAUAAUAAUUCGCGGGAAUCUGUAACAAAUGUUUACUAUCAGGUCAUGGAAAAUGAAAAUUCUUUUCUGUUAAUGGUUACUGGUCAAAUAGAGUCAGCUGAGUUUCCUGAGAUUGAUGAUAUAUAUUGCAAACAUUGUUUUGUAUAUGGAUCUGAUUGGAUGGUAACUGAGGGUAUAGAAGAAGGAAUAUCACAAAUAUCCAAAAAGAGUGAAGAUGAAACAGGACAGUUUACUUUUAAUUUUCCAUUAGAUAUUUCUUUUAAAUCAACAAAUCCAUUUGGCUGGCCUCAAUUAGUUGUUAGUAUGUAUGGUAUAGACUUUUUUGGAAAUGAUAUUGUUAGAGGCUAUGGUUCUGUUCAUGUACCCAUAUCUGCUGGAAGGCACAAAAGAAGAAUUGCUAUGUUUGUUCCAGAAUCUUCAUCUAUGCUUCAGAAAUUCACUAGUUGGCUUAUUGGACGUAGACCAGAAUUCAUAGAUCCACGUGUUGUUGCUCAAGGAGAAGGGAGGGAUGUUACUAAAGUGAGAUCACAAGGAUAUGUUACAGUGCUUUUUAACGUGAUUACCAAAAAUAUUGAGAAACUGGGUUAUAAUACUGGUUAAAAAGUCAUUAUGUAUUUUCAUACUAGUGAGCCUUUCAUAUUUUGAUAUUGAAGAUCAUUCAUAUAGUCAUUUUAGGAUUAUUUUAUGGCAUGUAUUUAUGUUAUUAUUUAAAUGAUUUUAAUGCUAAAUGGAAGGGUGCUACAUAUUUUCACUCUAGUCAUAUGGUUUUAAGCAUACUUUUAUUAUUUGUUCAAUGAGCUAUAUUUCUACUUAUUUUUUUCUUCAAAUGAACUUACUAAAUUGUGUAUGGCCAUUCAUAUAUGAUUAUGAAAGUAUUAUUUUUGUCUAGAAGCAUAAUCAUUAGAUUUAUAUUUUGAUUUUAUAAAUAAUAAUUAUGUGAUUGCAACAAUUUUUAUUAUUUUGUUACUUAAUUUUGAACUUAAUUUUUUUUUUUUUUUUUUUUGUAAAAAUAAUAUUUUUUAUCACUCCUCUGCUAUCAAAUUUUCACAUUAUUUAUACUGUAUGAGAUUAUCAAAUAUGGUCAUUAUAAAGACUGACCCAAAGGAAAUUCUGUCAUUCAAAAUAAAUAUAGCUGUGUGAUUAUUAUAUUUCUUCCCAUAAUGAAAAAAUAGCUGCAAAAUUUAAAUUGAU